Messenger RNA from Laccaria bicolor S238N-H82, 1080 nucleotides. RefSeq lists its product as uncharacterized. Gene Ontology annotation, molecular function: 2-oxoglutarate-dependent dioxygenase activity. Gene Ontology annotation, cellular component: cytoplasm. NCBI's taxonomy places the organism in Eukaryota, Fungi, Basidiomycota, Agaricomycetes, Agaricales, Hydnangiaceae. The record is from RefSeq and is a predicted model, not a curated record. Bases 1 to 1080 code for a protein of 359 amino acids. The transcript has 9 exons.
AUGGUGCUAUGGCACUACACACCAUCUUUCCCUGAUAUCUCAUGGGAGCCUUUGACCGAAGUCAAAGUCACCGAGCGUGGGUUAUUCGCCGAUCCCGCGAAACGGAGCCUUUGCGAUGCAGCGAAGAAUGUCAACCACUUGACUCCGGCAAUAGGCACUGAAAUUGAAGGUGUAGACCUUCGACAACUUACUGAUGUCCAAAAAGAUGAGCUAGCAUUGCUUGUGGCCGAGCGGGGAGUCGUCUUUUUCCGCGACCAGGAGAUCGAUAUACACCAACAAUUGGAUCUUGCUCGUUAUUUCGGGCCACUCCAUAAGCAUGCCACAACUCCGAUACCAAGGAAUGGCUUGGAAGAAGUUCACGUUGUCUAUAAUGACGCCUCUCGUCGACCAGACCCGUCCGCUUUUUCGAAACUUGAGCUCUGGCACUCAGAUGUUUCUUACGAACUUCAACCCCCAAGUAUAACCUCACUCAAACUCAUUACUGGCCCUGAGGUUGGCGGUGACACACUAUGGAGCUCCGGAUACGCACUUUAUUCAUCCUUAAGCCCGGGUUUACAGACGUAUCUCGAGGGUUUGACGGCGGUACACAGCGCCGUAGCCCAGGCCGACGGUAAUCGUGCCGCUGGACUUCCCGUACGCCGUCAGGAAAUCGAAACCAUCCACCCCCUUGUUCGUGUACACCCCGCUACGCAAUGGAAGAGCGUAUACGUCAACCCAGGAUUUACGAGAAGGAUCGUUGGCGUCCCGAAAGCCGAGUCGGACGCGGUCCUGACGUUUCUCUUCCGCCAAAUCAAUGAAAAUCCCGAUCACCAGGUUCGCUUCAGAUGGCGGCCAAACUCGAUUGCGUUUUGGGAUAACAGGAUCGUCACGCAUUCAGCCACGUUCGACUUCUGGCCGGCUACACGACACGCUCUUCGUGCAACGCCUCAUGGCGAAAAGCCCACGUCUGUCAAGGAAUAUGAAUUGACGACUGGAAAGCAAGCAAAGGAUAGGCAGUUGGAGAUUUGGAAACAGCAAGGCGUUGAAGUUCAGAAAAAGGAGGUAAACGGGUCCGCGAAAGCUAGAGGUUGCAAUGAUUGA